Astyanax mexicanus (Mexican tetra) is the source of this 3384-nucleotide messenger RNA. It is a transcript of the gene cmtm3, whose product is annotated as CKLF-like MARVEL transmembrane domain containing 3. Gene Ontology annotation, cellular component: membrane. Lineage: Eukaryota; Metazoa; Chordata; Actinopteri; Characiformes; Acestrorhamphidae. The transcript has 5 exons. The coding region runs from base 726 to 1241 and encodes 171 amino acids. The record is from RefSeq and is a predicted model, not a curated record.
CGUAUAUGAGGUACUCAUAUAUAAAAAGACUUCUACAACACUUUAUAAUGAAUUCAUAACAAUGUAUAAUACUAUGUAUAAUUUAUUAGCUGAACAUAUUCAUGUGUUAGAAGUCAAAGUCAAAGUCCAGACCUAAACCCAGUCGUUUUGCAAAGAAGAAUGGGCAAAAAUUUCAAUCACUAGAUGUGCAUGUAUAAAUGUGUGGUUGCUAUGUGAAUAUGGAAAUAUAACGUUCAAGACAUAUUUCAAACAACUGCAGCACCAGAAAGCUAAAAUGCUGUUUAUAAAUAUAUUUUACUUUUUUUCCCAAAUGGGUUAAGUGGACAUUAUAUUUGAAAAAAAAAAUAACUAAUAAAAAAUAAGCUCUAAAUGGGAGUUUAAAUGUAGUACACUAUUUAAUAACGUCCACGUUCCAUGUGGAAAAUAAAUAAGUUUAAAUAUAUGAAAUCAUGAUUAAACAAUGGCCAAAAAUGUGCUGGGUUGCUAGGUGACAAAAUAUGGAAAAAUAAAGUUCAAGGGGUAUGAAUACUUUUGCACCCCACUGUAUGUAUUGAUGUGUUUCCGUCCUGUCUGUGUGUGUGUGUGUGGAACGGAAACACACAGACACACACACUUCUACACACACCCCCAACACACACCCACACUGCAUGCUAUACUCCAGCAGUGGCCACAGGCAGCAGCAACUGGUCCUUUCUAACUGGUUUUAGAAGAUCUUCGCAGCAGAAAUGGGAGAUAUGGAGGACCCAGAUCGACCGAGAGACCCCCCAAAUCCAUCUGUACUUUCUUUACUUAUAAACAAAGAAUUACUUUCUUCUAGAAAAGGUCAAUUACUGCUGGGAGAAGUGGCCUCGUCCUUCAUCUGCUUCGUGUGUUUUUGUGCGUCGGCGGCGGUGGCCUUCGUCACGGCUCCACUCGUCUUCUUCCUCAGCGCACUCUUCCUCCUCUUCGCCUAUUCCACCAAAUUUAACCAGCGCUUUAAAGGCUUCCACUGGCCUCUCAUGGACUUUUUGCGCUGUGUCAGCGCCUCCAUCGUCUACUUCAUCAUCUCUAUAAUGGCGGUGUCUAAGUUUGGGGAUGGAUCCUCUAAAGCUGCAGGAGUGUUCGGGUUCAUCGCCACCAUUGUUUUUGCGCUGGACUUUUAUUUUAUCUUUAACGAGCUGGCCAACUUCCUGAAGGGGGGCGGCUCCCACGAUGAGCCUCAGAACACACGAGACGCAGACUCGGAUUCUGACUCAGACUGAAGCUGCAGCUGUGGAAGACCUACGAUGAGUGACCACUAAAGUGCCCGAUGGAAAACUACAGGACCUGAGGGAGAACCAGUCUGAGUAUGACUGGGUUCAGGCUGUUUUGUAUCUAUGCAUUAACCCAAAGAGCAGCGUUCUCCGGAACCUUCCCAACUAACAUUUACCCCUCUACUGUCGAGCCUUAUAGGGUGAAUUUACACUAUAUGUCCAAAGGUUUGUGGACACCUUUUUAAAAAAAAAAAAAUUAAUAUUCAGCUACUUUGCAGACACCUGCAAUUAUCCUUUAGUAUUUUACUUUGACGCUCCUUCCAAUACUUUUGGUACAGGAUGAUUUUGGGAGUUGGGGAUAAUGAUGAUAAUGAUGAUGAAGGUGGGAUGGAGAUUAUCACGCAGGACAAUCAAAUCCUCACAGCAAUGCUGUGUUAAUUUAAUAGGGAUAAAAUGUCCUUUCUGGACAGUAAAGACUUACUACAUCUAGAACAGGAUAAGAUCCUUUUAAUAUCUUUGAUUUCAGAAGAGGCAAUAAAUGAGCAGGUGUCCCAAUACUUUUGUCUAUAUAGUGUAUGUGUGUGUGCGUUAGUGCGUGUGUGUGUGUUUUUGAAGUGCAUUUUAUACCUGUGUUGAAUGUCUAAGUGUGUAUAUAAAUAUAAAUGUGUGUUUUGAUUGCUUUUAUUGUGGGUACGUUUUUGGAGUGAUUUGAUGUGGAAUAAUCCAAAAAUUUAUUUGAGUUUACAUGAGUUUACAUGCUGACAGGAGGGUAGCUGGCCUCAUCCAUCUGUCCAGGUGCCAGAAGAUCACGUGUGUGUGUGUGUGUGAGUGUGAUAGCACUGUUUUGCUAUGCCUUUUCUGCAAACUGUAUCAUCUGGGUAAAUGAAAUCAUUCUAAAUCUAGUUUAUAUGUGCCAUAUUUUUCACACUAUAAGGUGACACUAUGUGACACUAGUAAGGUACAGCGGUAUCUGGUCUAAGUGGUAGUGGUCUAACUAAGUUAAGUAAAGCUAACCUAAGUAAACAAAACUAAUUUAAUUCUUAUAAUUCUAAUAAUUCUUUAAAAAGAAUUAUAUACAGUAAGCUUAGAUUUCCAGAUUUCCACUAAGGCUGGGUGCAGCAGCAUUAGCAUUAGCGGCUAACCGCUAGCAAUAGCCACAGUUAGCGCUAGUAAAUGGAGCCCGACAAUGCUACACUGAGGAACAAUGAGUGUUCCAGUAAGACAGCUAGCUGUUCAUCCCACGUAGCAUUUUUUAACACGGUAAACACACAGACUACAGUCCAAUAUACUCACCUCUGAACGUUAGCACAUUUAGUGGCUAAUGUUAAUACUGCUCCAGCAGUGCUAUAGCUGGGGUAAGCAGCAGGUUACAGGCCCAUAAUACUCACAUCUGAAAAGUGAAAGAGUUAGCGCUAAGCACAGUUACCAGCUAAUGCUAAGGCUGUUCCAGCAGUGCUAUCUUGGGUUAGCAGCAGGUUACGGGCCAAUAAUACUUACAUCAGAACAGCAAAAGAGCUAGAGCUCAGCUGAGUUAGCGGCUAAUGCUAACACUGUUCCAGUCUCGGUGGAGUGAUUUUACUUUACUGCUCCUUAAUACCUGACUGCUAGAAUUCAUACAUAAAGCACACAGUUUUAUAAGGCACACUGACAAUUUUUGGGUAUUUUUUACAUGCACCUUUAUACUGUAUCAGAAUUUCAUAAUAAAUGGACCAAUAGAAAUGUUCCUAAAAGAUUUGGAGUAAAAUAUUUUUACAUUGACUUCCAUUAGAACCUAAGAAUGAUUUUUAAUCUCAAAUAGAACUGCUGUUUCUAAGAUAUGGACAAGAUAAAAAUGUUAUGUUUACUAUAUUUAGGAUGAUUUCACUCACCAGUAUAUCUCUCUGCAGUGUUUAUUACUGCCAACUUCACUUUUUUGCCUUAAAUGCUGCAAUCUGCCACAGGAAUCUUCCAGAACUCUGAAUUAAACCCAGCAGAAAGUGUUCAGCUGCGGAGGAUCUAAUGGGUUCUGUAGUAAAUGAAUGUCUUUAUACGUCAAACGGCCCACGCUGGUGUUUCAGUGAAGCACUAAUAAGCUUUAAUGUGUGUCUUUUUUAUCAGUUACAUCUGUAAUUGUACAUUUUUGUUUUUACAACAAUAAAUCCCUGUUUUCAAA